AUGCGCUACGCCGACUCUAUCACCCUCGACCCCCAUAAGAGCGGCUAUGUCCCGUACCCUGCAGGCGGACUUUGCUACAAGGACGAGCGGUCCAAGUACCUCAUCACCUGGACCGGGCCUUAUAUCGACGGCGGCGCUAGUGACGUCGAGUCUAUGGGCGUGUACGGUCUCGAGGGCAGCAAGCCCGGCGCAGCACCUGUAGCGGUGUACGUCUCGAACGAGGUUAUUGGUUUGCAUCGUGGCGGAUAUGGCGGGUUGCUCGGCGAGGCGAUGUUCACGUCCGUGAAGUUGUACGCGCACUGGGCGACGAUGACGCUGGAGUCGGACACGCUGAUCGUGACGCCGUUCAACAUGCUCCCCGCAGAGCGCGAUGAGAAAUCCGUUGAGGAAGUCGAGGCGCAACGCGCGUUCAUCAAGCGAAACAUCGUCGACCGCCCGAAUCGCGAGCUGGUGCGAGACGCGGAGGCGAUGUACCUGGUCAGGAUGAUGGGCUCGGACUUGUCCAUCAACGCAUUCGCAUGCAACUUCCGGCUGUCGAGGGGCGGGCCGCCGAACAGGGACGUGGCAGAGGCAAGCUACCUCAACGCGCGCAUCAUCAAGCGGCUCGCGGUCAACCGCGUCGACGACGAUGCUCGAAAAAAGCCUAUUUUGCUCAUGGGUACCGAGCUAGACGACGAGCGGUAUGGAUCAUGCUUGAAGAGCUUCAAGCAGCGGCUCGGGCUGAAAGCGGAGGAUCCGGGGCCACUGGCUGGGCUCUGUAACGUGUCGAUGUCUCCGUUCCCUACCACUGGGAACUUCGUACGUGAAUUAGCCGAUGCAUUCCGCAAGGUCGCGGAAGAAGAGGUGCAGAAUUGCUGGAAGCGAGUCAAUGUCGCGCCGGCGAUCCACAGCUUCGUCAUGCAAGGAACGAAAGAUCUAUUUCUUACUUACCUCCCGAUGUUCAACUGGGGUAGCUAUCGACAACAGCUGAUUCUGUCCGCGAAGUUGCCAUCCGAGGUCAUGGAGGCAUAUGUACGUGCCCAGAGGGAGGAUCCAGAGGCUGUCUUCAGCCUACACACCUCGUCAGAGGAGCUGUUAUCGUCAAUCUUGCAGAAGCGCAGUUGCGUGGUGGAUAUACACCAAGGGCUACCCAUGCUGCACGGGGUUGCUGGUGAUCUCAAUUCGUUCUCGCGAUCGCGGGUCGAACUGACGGAGAUCACUGUCGUCAAGCACACCAAGCUGGCGCCCAGCGCACUCGCCGAUGACUAUCCUCCUGUCAUGUCGUUCUUCCUCUACGGCUCGUCGAAGGAGCAACACAUCGAACAUGUGCUGCUCAAGAACGACAAUGUUCAGCUGAAUUGUAGUCGCGUGGAGCUUGACUUCGGGCCCAGUACCGAGCGCAUCCUCAACGAGAUUGAUUCCAGCACCGGAUUCGUCCUCACAUUCGGCGACCUGCGUGAGCAGGCCAUGCAACCGUUCGGAACACGCCACAAGCCGGAUUUCUUCGCUCCCAGUAGGACGUUCCAAGUAUCCCUUCACAUGGAUCCGUGCGCAAGCCAAGGACUGGACGCUGUCGACAUGCAUCAGCUUUUCGACCAUCUCCGGCUAGAAAGUCCAGUAGCUCAGGGUACUAUCACCUUGGGAGAAAGCGUGUACGUGGACUUCGCCCAUCUCAACCGCGACACGGUUCCGCAGCUAUGUAUCACCCCCACGGAGAAGCUGACUCGGGACCAGCUGCUCUCGUCGGUCAUAAACGAUUACCAGAACAUUGUGGAUGGCAUUUCCCGCGUCGUCGCGAACGAGAAAACUACUAUCGCGCCAGACAUCGAGGAGCAUAUCCUGGCACGAGCCACGUUGCCCUCAAAAUACUCCCUGGGCAGGUUCGGCGAGGCACAAGACGGUCCAGCGACCGACAGCAAAGUGCAUGUCAGUCGGUUUACGGUCCCCCAUCCCAGUGACGAUCAUAGUCGUCAGAUGAUGGUUCGUACUGGCUGGAAGGAUAUGUUCGACGAGACGGUGGCAAACUGUAGGAGUCAAUGUGCGGACAGUCGAGCAUAGGUUUCGUUGGUAGACAGUCAAAUAGUGAGCAUCGCAAUGUGACAGGAAGAGUAGACUGGUAUUGUCGUCAGAUGGUGGAAGGGAAGGUCUCGCUGUACUUAGGUGAUCGACACGCACGUCGCAGAACUGGGCAACGACGCGG
Molecule: messenger RNA, 2179 nt
Organism: Fomitopsis serialis
Lineage: Eukaryota; Fungi; Basidiomycota; Agaricomycetes; Polyporales; Fomitopsidaceae
Exons: 3
Coding region: 1-2037 (678 amino acids)
Source: RefSeq, a predicted model, not a curated record